GGCAUAUGCACCAGUAGAGAUACCCCCCACCAAAUUGUCCAGCCUCAACUACCCUCCGGUUCAGACCCAGACUGUCCAAAUAACAGCAAGCAAGAAGCCAAACCCCAUAGCAGCACAAGCCGUGUCCGAAAAUCAGCAGAAACCACAUGACAGAAGCACGACCAGGGCUUCUGGCCGGUAACCUUAAAAUGCCACGAGCACAGGAUCAUACCGAGCAUCGCGUAGAGAUUAGGGUAGUAUUGCAAAAUACCACAGGAUACAGAUGGCUAGGAUCCAACCUGUCACUGGUUACGGUGUUCCCACAUCUGACACCACAGGCUGUCAAAUUAGGCGACGCAAUGCAUAUCCGGGCGAUUGUCGCACAGGGAUCCCUCUCACUCUCUCACUCACGACCAGGCAUGUGUGUCACGCCCCAGGUACCUGAAUCUGGAGCCUUACUACUGACUGAAAGUUCAGAGGAAGGGAUAAGCGGCGACAUGAAACACCGACCCCGACUUGGGCCGUCUCGGCGGAUUCCUGCCCUUCAGCCCGUUCCGGGCCUCGCCACGUGGGCCUGUCCACCACCUCCUCUUCCCUCCUUCUAUUCUGUUUUGCUUCUGCUUCCAGGAUGAGCAGUAGCUAGCCUUGUUUUGUGUUUGUAUUCUAACUGACUGCUUGGUGGCUGGAAGGAUAGUCGUCAUGUCAGACUGGCGGUGAGUUGAUAGACAGAGCCUAAUUUCCUCCAUUCCCAUCGCCGAGCGUAGUUGCUUCAUUGAUGCUUCCAUAUACAUACACAGGUCAUCUCUCCCGAGGAGAAGAGGAAGCCUUAGGGCCCCGUCAAACACCAGCAAUCCCGUCCGAUCUAGUGUCAGAACAGGCGCCAUGUGGCUGGAUUCGGGAUACGUUGAUCACCAUUCGCCGCCGUCCACAUCACAUCACUUCGUAUAGCAGUUUGCUUUGUCGUCGGUCCCGACAAUUGACCGGUGGGGGCGCAAUUGCUAGCUUUUUCCUCCCCGACAACGCCGUGAGAGACAAUAAGGUGACGAGUCAGACCUGGGUACGAGCCUGGGGGUACGAGGGCAAACGAUGGCUUUUUGACCACGAGGGCGCCAAGGCAGGUCUAAUCGAGGCGGCGCUUACGGGGGGGACCAACCGGUUGAUUUAUGUGUUUGUUUACUUUUUCUUGUCUUUCGCGUUGCUUCUCUUUUUU
Molecule: messenger RNA, 1189 nt
Organism: Aspergillus candidus
Lineage: Eukaryota; Fungi; Ascomycota; Eurotiomycetes; Eurotiales; Aspergillaceae
Exons: 1
Coding region: 147-611 (154 amino acids)
Source: RefSeq, a predicted model, not a curated record